ACAGAGACACACACACAGAGAGACACACACACAGACACACACAGAGACACACACACACAGACACACACACACAGACACGCACACGCGCGCACGGCUAUACUCGCUCGCGACCGCAGGGAUUUCGCCACUCGACGGCCUCAGCCGCGAUGGAACCUUCACGGCCACAGCUCGGAGGCUAAGGGGGAGGAGGCCACGCACCGCGAGGCGGCGACAGCGAGCAGGCAAAGGCAAAGAUUGCUGCUGCUGCUGCUGCUGCAGACGAGCAGCGGAAGGGAAUUCGUUCGAAGCGACGGGGAACACUUCGAUGAGCGGCUGGCCUCGCAAUGUCAGGCAACUUGACCGUGACUCUGCUCAACACCACGAUGCUCCUCGUCCAAGUCAGCUACAUCAGUGAUUUCACGUGCUACCACAAAGAGCCGGGCGUCGCCUCCAACGGCUACUGCAGGUUCAUCUGCUCCAACAUGACGAGGGACGCGCUGGCGACGGGCUUUCGGGACGGCUUCGUGCUCGACGUCUCCCGCGGCGUCAAUCUCUCGGAGGUCUUCUGCAUGAUCGAUGGCGGCCAAGUGACACAUUUCAACUCCGUCACCGUGGCCACGCCGCCGACGGACAUGCAAGAGCACAGCACCCUGGUCACCUCGCCGCCGCAAACCAGGAGCGCCUGGACCGGGGAGGACACUGCAACAUCGCUGCUGUUGCCAGCCUGCGGCCUUCUCUGCCUGCUGGGGGCGAUCUACUGGAUCAGGAGGUUGCAGAGGAGCAGGAGCAGGAGGAGGCGAGAGGCAGCGCAGGGUGGAGACGGCGCAGAGCUGGCGGAACGGAUCAUCAUCGGCGAGGAGCUGGCGAUCCUCGUUACGGGAGAAGCGGUCGUGAACGUCACCGUGGGCACCGCGGCUAACGGGACGACGGCGGGCACCAUCGGCGCCCCGGGAACCCCGGGCGCCGUGGCCAUUGGGGCGAUGGCGGCGCCCACGCGCGUGGAUGCGUCGACCUCCACGGACGACGUCGUGGAGCGAGGGGGCGACUCGUAG
Molecule: messenger RNA, 1031 nt
Organism: Petromyzon marinus (sea lamprey)
Lineage: Eukaryota; Metazoa; Chordata; Hyperoartia; Petromyzontiformes; Petromyzontidae
Source: RefSeq, a predicted model, not a curated record